Molecule: messenger RNA, 981 nt
Organism: Prionailurus viverrinus (fishing cat)
Lineage: Eukaryota; Metazoa; Chordata; Mammalia; Carnivora; Felidae
Gene: CA1H13orf42
Product: chromosome A1 C13orf42 homolog
Exons: 4
Coding region: 1-981 (326 amino acids)
Source: RefSeq, a predicted model, not a curated record
AUGCUCAGAAAGCUGCACUCCCUCUUUAACCCCGGCCCGCAGAGGAAGGCGGAGGUGGCCGAGAGUGCCUUCUACGACCGAGCCAGCCCCGCGGUGAGGCUGACCCUCAGCAGCUCCAUGUACGUGGUGGGGGACCACGGGGAGACGUUCAGCGAGUCCUUAAAGAAAUACAAAAGCACCGGCAGCAUGGACACCAGCCUGUACUACCUGCAGCAGGAAGGGGACCGGGCGUGGAUGUACUCCCGCACCCAGGACUGUUUGCAGUACCUGCAGGAUCUGCUGGCCUUGCGGAAGAAGUACCUCUGCAGCCUCCAGGACCUGAAGCCGCACGGCGCCCAGGGCGUCUCCUCUACCUCCUCCAAGUCUUCCAAGAGGGCAGAAAAGGCCCCUGGCCAGGCCACCUCCCAAGAAAGAAAGAAAGCAACCGCAAAGAAAUACUCCCAGUUCAGCGCGGAUGUGGCGGAGGCCAUGGCCUUCUUUGAUUCCAUCAUUGCAGAGCUGGAUACAGAGAAGCGGCCGCGGGCUGCCGAGGCGGACCCUCCCAAUGAGGAUGUGGACUUUGACGUGGCCACCAGCUCCCGGGAGCACAGCUUGCAUUCCAACUGGAUCCUGCGGGCACCACGCCGGCACUCUGAGGACAUUGCUGGGCACACCGUGCACGUGACAGAUAGCCAGUUCCGAAGGAGCGUGGAGCGCAGGACCUUCGGCACUCAGAGGAGGCUCGAGAGGCACCCCAUUUACUUGCCCAAGGCUGUGGAAGGGGCAUUCAACACCUUGAAAUUUAAGCCCAAAGCCUGCAAAAAAGACCUGGGGAGCCCCAGACAGAUCCUCCUCAACUUCUCAGGAGAAGACACGGAAUGGGAUGCGGAGCUCUUUGGCCUGGAGUCCCUGGUGUCUCCGGGGGAGGACUACCACGAGACAGAGAACCCCAAAGGGCAGUGGCUGCUUCGAGAGAAGCUGUGGGAGCGGACAGUGCCCUGA